UUUCCUAUUGUUCAUAUUCCUGUGCUUUUUAUUGUAUUAUGUUUCCAGCUUUAGUCUCUAUCCUCCAUUCCAAAUAUUGUACAUAACGUGAAUUUGCUCCUCAUCAUCGAUAGAUGUCGUGCGCAGUCCUCGGCGGUCGGAAUUAGAUCGUGAGCGUCAUUCGUGAUAUGCGAUAAAUACAUAAAUUAUAUCGUUGAUAACUUUCUCAUCGCCAACGUCACAUGAUCUCCAGUGCGAGUUCGUUGUUUCCCUUGAAUGGUGAUAUAUUUCAGCUUGUUUGACUUUACAUCAUUUGCAUCCAUUUCACGUCGCCGCGGCCAGUUGCGGCAACAUUCACACUUAUAUCACUGUCAUCGCUGUGCGACACUGUGCGACCAGUGUGAUUGGUCGCCUGUGUGUGUGUAUGUGUGUGUAUGUGGUGUGUGAGCGACCGAAUCUCGUAUUCUAGUUGAAAGAGAAGUGAGUAUAUACAACCAAUGUGUAUGUGUGUGUAUAUAUAUAUACAUUAAAGAAAGAGAAAGAGAGAGUGAGAAUGUGAACUAUAAGAAGGAGGGAGAAGUUGCCCGAUCUUGCACUCGCACAGUCGCGAAUCCAAUCUCGUUUCGACUUCUUUGGGGGGAACCACGUGGUCCAUCCGGACUACCCGAAGUGACAGUGGGUAUUCGACCGUGCGCGAAAGUUGACGUGUGUCGAGGUGUUUUCUCCAUAGAUUUGUUGAUUUAUUCCUCAUGAAAACAGAUCGUGACUCGCAACUGUGCGCCUCUGGAACAGCUUUGGGAAAUAAACGAACAAGCGAAUGAUCGAACGUGUCUCUCCUGCGAUACCGGUGCGCUUUUCACUGAGGUGAUAAUUGUUGCGACGUCAAGAUGAACGGCAUGGAUAGAAUGGCUCGUUGCAACGAAGAAUUUUUCCUGCAGCCGCUGCAACCAGUGCACACGGGUCAAUCAACUCACUCUACCACCGUUAUUUCGACGUCUCCCGUGACGCCGACGGCAACGUGUGUUAUCACCGCGGCCGACAAGGUCACUGCCAUUAAUACCAGUUCUAUUCACGUGCCAGGUGUCGAAUCAGCUGGUAGCCCUACUACCACCUCGCCGCCGUCUCCGCUGGACUCCCGUAUACCGAGGCCAUCGCCGUCGGCUCUGCGUCGUGCCGCGAGCUUGCGCUUGCGCGGCGAACGUCUACCACCACAUCAUCCACGAUCCACCACUGCCGCUGCAGCCAGCACGGCCCUGCUCGGCCACCAACAUCAUCCCCGUCGUCACAACCACCUCCUGCAAUCGUCGCAGCAGCAUCAACAUCCGGAUUAUUGUAUUUUCCCGGUCAUCACGGAGAAUGGAACUGACUCGCCGCGACAACGAUCCUUCAGUCUCUCACUGACACCGGUGAGGCCGCGGCCAGGUCACGCGGCCUCUGGAGGAACAACAGCAGCGGGAAUCAACGAUGACAGUGAUGCCGAGAGCGUGAAGAGUUAUAGCAGUGCUUGCAGCACAGCGAGCGCCUGCGAGCAUGCCUCCUUUGCAUUGAAUGGCACCACCUGGUCUGGUCGAUCGCGAAAAUAUGUCGUGCAUUGCUCGAAUUAUGUCGGCGAUAACGAACAGUACCUCACGCCUACCCAGAGAGCGGCUAAACAAGUCCGAAAGUUUCAGGCUCUGUUGAAGGAAGCGCGCAAGGAAAUCGAUGAGAAGGAUCGAGAAAUCUUGCGUUUGACGAAGGAGGUCGUAGAGUUGAGGUUGUACAAGGCCUCUCUGAACAGUCCGCUUACCGUGCGUGAGAACAAUCCCUUCUCACCGGAGUCGCCGAGCAAGGAUCUUCCCGAUGAAGGUACCGCGGAGAAAUCUAUCGCUAGUCCGGAAACUCCGGAGAAGCGUGUGCACACAGAUCUCCCUUCGUCAUUAGCUGACUCCGGACACUUCGAAGAUGGUUCCGUCCAUUCGAAAGACUCCAUAUGCCUGCCUGAGCCGCAGCCAGAGAUUACUGUUAGCACGACGACGUGUGCUAAUACGGUAUCCAAUGAUAUUGUUUCCGAUGUCAGUCCUGUGACACCAACAAGUGGUGUAGAACGAGACGAAGAGAGGCGUCGAUUAGUUAGUCAUUACGAAAAUAGAAUCGAGGAUAUGCAUAGGCGGCACGUUGACGAACUGCAAGAGCUCAAACAAAAACACAAUGAUAAGGUGGAAAGCUUAUUGAAUCAACUAUCUGAGGUCAACACUCGGUACUGUGAGGUGCGGCCGGCUGUGGAUAUCGCCGAGACUCGUGCGCGUGAAUUAGAAGUGGAAUUAGAGGCUGUGAAAACUGAGCUUAAUGAACAGAAAACGCUUUUGAAUGAGCAAGAAGAGAGAAAUAAACAAAUGUACCUGAAAAUGUAUGCCAAAGGUCAAGAAGCCGCGCGCAUUGAACAAGCCGAUCAGAUAUUCGUGCAGGCACAUCAAUCACCGCCUAAAGUCACCGUUGCAGAAUUACUUCAACAGCUAACUAUCACACAAGCUGAGUUAGAGAAUAUUAAGGACACAAGCUACUCGCCUGAACCUCACAUUUCAGCCGAACGUAGCCAAAGUUUAUUAAGCGCUCAGGAGGCUGUUUCUCUCUGGGUCCUUGGCACACGUAAGAUCGGGCGAUGUUAUCCAGUGCACUUGGAAGAAACAGCCUCUUAUAUCUUCGGGCAAUGCAAUGUAUAGGCGUAUUGUAGAGGCGAGAAGCAGUCAGGGUACUCUCGAUCCGGAAAUUACUCUUCAGUUCCUCAAGUCAGC
This is a messenger RNA of Acromyrmex echinatior (Panamanian leafcutter ant), 2750 nucleotides long. RefSeq names its product GRIP domain-containing protein quick-to-court (gene qtc). The record is from RefSeq and is a predicted model, not a curated record. NCBI's taxonomy places the organism in Eukaryota, Metazoa, Arthropoda, Insecta, Hymenoptera, Formicidae.